Molecule: messenger RNA, 2476 nt
Organism: Rhizopus microsporus ATCC 52813
Lineage: Eukaryota; Fungi; Mucoromycota; Mucoromycetes; Mucorales; Rhizopodaceae
Exons: 5
Coding region: 117-2246 (709 amino acids)
Molecular function (GO): DNA binding
Source: RefSeq, a predicted model, not a curated record
AAAUAAGCCUGCCAUUCUUUUUUUCCAUUGACAAUUUGGCAGAGACAUUAUUAUAAAGCAAACCUCUGAAAGAAAAGAAAGGGACUUUAACCUUUUUUCUCUCUUGAAGCAGCAGCAUGGUCAAUUUACCUGAUACAAUAGACCGCACACCCGAAUAUGUCAAGUUUAUCAAAGACCUUAAACAAUUUCACGACUCCAAAGGAACACGAUUGGUAGCUGAGCCAGUGUUAGGUGGCUGUAGAUUAGAUCUAUACAAGAUAUUUCGAGUCGUUGUGGCUGCAGGUGGAUUUGACGAAGUGACAAAGAACAGAGGAUGGAAACAAGUAGGCAACAUGUUUGAUCUUCGUUCAACGUGUACCAACAGUGCCUAUAUAUUAAAAGGCGUUUAUAUUCGUAAUUUGCUUGGUUACGAAGAAGAAAAAGUUUGGAACAAGACAUGGAAUCCACCUGCAGAGUUACUUGGACCACACGCACAUAGAGCUUCGACAUUGGCAGGCAAAGCAUAUCGACAAACGGAAAGAAAAACGCGUCCAAAGAUAAAGAAGCCCACGACGAACACGGAUACUUCAGCAAUCAUCAAUACCAUUGUGAAUAACCAUGUCACUGAAAAAGACAGAAUAUUGUUUGCUUUACAAUUUGGAAGAGAAUCAGAUGUCGAGUGGGCUCUAAACAUGAUUGUCCAAAGGUCGUUUGAAUGUCCUGAAAAGAUCGAAUUGAACCAGACACCCUUAUUGUUGGACAUACUCAUAUCAAUGGCCGAGACAGGAUUAAUGCAGCUUGCGACAGCAUACCACGCUGAAAGGCUAAAUAGCAAUAUCCUUGAUAUUAUGAGUAACGACCACAGCCACCACAGUAACAAUGGGGAAUUAGGAACCGUUCUUAAGGUUUUACACAUUUUACGUAACUUAUCAUCUGUGAAAGAAUACACCCAGAUACUCGCUCAUAACCGAUCUGUCAACAAUGUUAUCUUGCAGAGCUUGGAGAUUGCUAUCAUGAUGGGCCACGUAGAAAUCGGAAGACAUUCCAUUGAUAUCCUAGAAAACAUUGCCCCCAACAUUCAUCUCGCGUCAAAAGAAGACCCCUUUUUAGUGUCACUAUACAAACUUGUAUCAUCACAUGAUCGGUAUUUGGUUAUAGGAUCUAUCCGUACGCUUAGCUGGCUCUCUGUACAGCCUACAAAUCAUACUUGUUUGGUCAAUAGUCCUGUCCUAGAGCCAAUCGUACAGCUACUGUUGGCAGACGACGAGGAAUUGGUGGGUACUGUGGUAGAGUACACGCUUCAGUACGCGAAAAUGUCCUCAGAAUCCCGGUCGGAAGUGUUAAAGAUAUGUAACCACGGUGUAUAUGCAAUGUUGAUAGCCUUACUCCUUACCAAGUCAAAGUACUUUUCUGCGCGAUUUGUUCAGCAAGAAAGUAAUACACUGUUACCCAACGCGACAAAAUCUGCCAGCAACCAAGGACAGUCUAAAGUGAUACCACGGGUACCAGAUCUAACAAUAUACCACAAUUUGGAUGAACCCUAUCGAUGUUUAGGAUGGCUAAAAGACAAAUUUGAAGUAGCUGAAAGAACAAGCGUCGUUUCGCUUGAUGAUAUUUAUUUGCUUUACGAAGCACGGUUCGGAUUAGAAAAAGCAUUAAAGAUGAAGGAUUUCUAUACAGUGAUCAAGAUUGCAUUUACACCUGCCCUGUCACCACAGUCUGUGCAGCAAACACCCUAUCCGAGUCCUACGAUCGAAGGAUUGGACGUUUGUGGUAUACAAAUGAAGACUAGCAUUCUGCAGGAUCGUCCUCAAGUUGCAUGUCAAUGGAAUGGCUGCUUACGAUUAUUUACGGAUACAUUCACACUCCAGACCCAUGUGUUGUGUCACCAUAUGGUUUCCACGGAAGAAGAAAAGGAGUAUUACUGUCAGUGGGCAUCAUGUCAAGGAUAUGCAUUGACUAGAGAGGCAUUUAUAUCUCAUCUGCAAUCCCAUUUCUUUACCAAUGACUAUAGUCAAUGCACUAGCCCUGAACUCAGUUCGUCGCCGUCUACACCAUCGUCGUCAUCAUCUGUUGAGACAAUGGAUCAUGUUGAUUCAAAUGAGGCUCAAGGUGUUGCUUUGGUUGUAUGUCAUUUAUUAGACUUGUUAUCAAAUGAUCCUGAUGGAGCACAGCACUUGAAAUCAUUUGAUAAAGAAUUAAACUCUGUUGCGGAAUCAAGGCCUAAGCUGGCAUCAAGAGUUUGGGCUAUUCGUUCUAGAUAUUAAACAAUAUGCAUUUCUCUCCCCACUUCACUUGUAGAUAUUUCAAUACGCACAUAAAUUAUUAUUUAAAUAAAGAUCAACGUCAUGGUAAUUGUUACCAAGGAAACCCAGAAAAUAUAAAGUUGAAAGCGUACGAGUACUACCGUCUCUUUGUUUAAAUAAGUUUCCUAUUACGUGUAGCUAUUAACCAAUAGAAGUCAGCCGUGUUUUUGCCAUUUAUCCUUUUUUUUUUU